CUUGGUGAUAAUAGUAAGAUACGCUGAUAUGAGGUAUCUGACUCAAAUGCGCUGGAUUGUUAUCUUUAUCUGAUAACACAAUGAUUUAACAGAUUAUAACUGCAGACGGACUAUAAAGCAAGAUAUAUCUCUUGAGAACACAGCAACAACUACUCCUCCUCACAUCUUCCCUCCUCCUCUUCACCUACCUCACCUUCUCCAUCCGGCUACUUCUCACUGCGGCAAUCGGACAUAGAGCCGACGCUGUCCUCAACACCAACCACUACGCUCCAUCCUCUCUUCCUCACCUCCUCCUCCUCUCCGCCCUGCACCGCGCUGCACCCAGCAUGGACAUCGUCAACCUGCUCGUCUCCGGCCCGCAGAGCCUCGGCUCCAUCUCCCUCGACCCCUGCUCCCGCUUCGACUACCCCGGCGCCUUAUCGCGCGCACGCGAGCUCUAUCCCUACCACGACAUCUCGCCCACCCCGCUCGCCACCACCACUGACCUCGACAUCCUUCUCCUGCGCGCCUCCUUCGCGCCUCUCAAGCCCCAGCAGACACGCCUCUAUCUCAUUGCAGACUCGGAUCUCUACCGCCAGCUCUCAGCAACUAUCUGCGACCGCUCGUUCAACAGCCUCGACUUUGAUCUCGAUGACUCCAUCCACGCCCUGCUCAUCCGGUACACCUCCCCCGCGCCGCGCUCCUCCCUCCUCUCCCUGCUCAGUCUCGAGAUGCACCUCGCCUGUGUCGCCGACGACGAUGACGCCCGCGCCGUAAUGGACGCCUGUCUCCGCUCCGGCGGCCCGCUAAAGUACGCGCUCAAGACAUCCCACUUCCAAGGCCGCCGCUCGCUCUCCUCAGACGCUACCCUCUCGUUCUCGUUCCACCCCGAGACCAUGACCCGCGCAUGGUGCGCCGCCGAGGUCGUGGGCACGAACCCCGACGAGCUCCGGCACGCGGCCCGGCUGCUUUUGCUCGAGCGCGCGAGCUACGCCGGCGGCAGCAACGACUGGCGCGACGAGUACUACCGCGUCGACGCUGUCGUCAGCGUGUGCGUGUCUGCAGACAGCGGUGCGGGUGUGACCGCCGACGGCAGCCCCGAGUACAUUGAAAUCACCUGGUGGCGCGCGACAGCCGCGGCGACCGACAUCGAGGCCGUGAGUUCGCAGUGGAUCACGCCCGCGAGCAUGGCGAUCUCUUUUGAUUUGCUGAUGAUGGGCGCGCCGACGCAGCCGUCAAAGUCUGAGUUUGAUGAGUUUAGAUAUCCGGGGUCGUGGAUGGCGAGACAUAGUAAGAAGCAGGUUAUUGAGGUUGCAGAGUCGCGGGUGAAGAUCUGGGUUCGUGAUCUUUUGCAGUCGUUUUGAUUUAUUUCUUUCAUAUUUCUUCUUUUUUAUCUCUUCUUUUUUAUUGCUUCUUGUAUUGCUGGCAUGGUAUCAUUGGUCAUGGGAGU
This is a messenger RNA of Myxozyma melibiosi, 1429 nucleotides long. RefSeq lists its product as uncharacterized. The coding region runs from base 327 to 1343 and encodes 338 amino acids. The record is from RefSeq and is a predicted model, not a curated record. The transcript has a single exon. Lineage: Eukaryota; Fungi; Ascomycota; Lipomycetes; Lipomycetales; Lipomycetaceae.